Messenger RNA from Hordeum vulgare subsp. vulgare (domesticated barley), 1548 nucleotides. Its product is annotated as probable pectinesterase 15. The transcript has a single exon. The coding region runs from base 183 to 1409 and encodes 408 amino acids. Gene Ontology annotation, molecular function: pectinesterase activity. Gene Ontology annotation, biological process: cell wall modification. The record is from RefSeq and is a predicted model, not a curated record. NCBI's taxonomy places the organism in Eukaryota, Viridiplantae, Streptophyta, Magnoliopsida, Poales, Poaceae.
CAUAGCUAACAACAAUGCUGACUGCAUUGAAUAGAUUAGAUAAGCUCCUUCUGAAAUAAUUAAUCUAUCAAUUUUUCCUUGUGGAUUACUACUACUAGGAUAACAAGUGCCUACAUAGUAGUGAUAAGAAAGAAGCGAAGCUAGAUCGAGAUCAUGCAAGCCAUGCUCUGGUGCCCGGGAUAAUGAGGAGCCGUGCAAGCACAAGCACAAGCACAAGCAGGGGUGAAGGAGGAGUCAAGAACUGUAGCCUAUGGGCUGCGGCUAUCGCCUCUGUCCUUCUCGCCAUCUUGCUUGCCUCCACCACACACCUCCCUGCUUCGCCCUCCGAUCCUCUGGUACAAGGCCGCCGCCGGCGGCGGCAGUGCGACGAGCAGGCCAGAUGGGUGGCCGGCAUCGCGUCCCAGCUCAAUGCCACCCUCGUCCUGACCGUCGACCACCUCGGCUGCGGCAACUUCAGCAGCGUGCAGAAGGCGGUGGACGCCGUGCCUGACCACGGCGCGGCCGGCGGGCGGACGCUGCUGGCCGUGGGCGCCGGCAUCUUCCGGGAGAAGGUGGUGUUGUGGGGUAACAAGACGGGCGUGACGCUGCACGGCCGCGGCAACCUGAACAGCACCGUGGCGUGGAACGACACCGCCGGCUCAAGCGGUGGCAGCACCCCGUCCAGCGCCACCUUCACCGUCCUCGCCGCCGGCUUCGUCGCCUACAACAUCAGCUUCCAGAACACGGCGCCUCCGGCGGACCCGGGCGCCAGCGGAGGGCAGGCAGUGGCGCUGCGCGUGGCCGGCGACCAGGCAGCGUUCCACUGGUGCGGCGUCUACGGCGCGCAGGACACGCUGCUGGACGAGCAGGGGCGGCACCUCUUCCACGGCUGCUACGUCGAGGGCUCCAUCGACUUCAUCUUCGGCAACGCCCGGUCGCUCUACCUCAACUGCACCAUCAGCUCCGUCGCGGCGGCCACCAGCAAUGGCGGCGGCGUGACGGGGAGCAUCACGGCGCAGGGGCGCGGGUCGGCGUCGGAGAAAACGGGGUUCGCGUUCGUGGGGUGCAGCGUGGUGGGGACGGGGAAGGUGUGGCUGGGGCGGGCGUGGGGGCCCUACGCCACGGUAGUGUUCGCGAGGACGUACCUCGCCGCCGGCGUCGUGGCGCCGGAGGGGUGGAACGACUGGAACGAUCCGGCCAGGCGCCAGACGGUGUUCUUUGGGGAGUACGAGAGCACGGGGCCCGGUGCGGGCAGGGACGGGAGGGUGCCGUACGCGCGGCAGCUGGAUAGUCGACAGGCCGCGCCCUUCAUGGACGUCUCCUACAUCGACGGCGACCAGUGGGCGGUGCCGCCACUGCCAGUAGUACUAGCAUUGCCGCGGCAGCACGGCGAAGACGAUUCAGAUCAUGCGCGCCACGGGGAGAAGUAAUGUAGCUGCAUGUACCCUGCAAGAUUUAACAUCUUUUUUGCCCUUUUUGUGGGUUUGAUUUCGUUUUUCUGCAACUAAGUUUUUUCUUUUCGAAAUGGGACAACUUUCUGAAAAUAACAACAAGGUAGAUGUUCCAUAA